This is a messenger RNA of Aphanomyces invadans, 893 nucleotides long. RefSeq lists its product as hypothetical. The record is from RefSeq and is a predicted model, not a curated record. Lineage: Eukaryota; Oomycota; Saprolegniomycetes; Saprolegniales; Verrucalvaceae. Gene Ontology annotation, molecular function: calcium ion binding. The transcript is spliced from 4 exons. Bases 25 to 501 code for a protein of 158 amino acids.
CGGGCGACGCGGUUUGGAUGCUGGAUGCUGCGGACAACUGCGACGAUCGAGGAAUGCUAUCGGCGGUACGAUGGCCAGAACAAAGGGUACCUGACUAAGAGCGAACUCAAGUGGGCGGUGACGGCGCUUUUGGGUAGCGCCCCGACCAGACUUGUUCUGCUGUCUCUGUUUGAGAUCUCUUCCGAAUCGUACGACUCUGUGCAAGUCGAUAAAGACACGUUUGUUCGAGUCAUGGGCCGUCGCUUGGCCAACGUCGACGUCGCCGAGGCGAUUCGACGAUGGUUCAAGGCGUUCGACUUGGACUCGUCCGGGUUUAUCUCGUUCUCCAACUUCACACAGGUGACACCAUGGUUGCAUCCAUCGGGAAUGCACUCAAGGGCAUGGCUUCAUGCCACAGGCGUGCCACGCAAUAGCGCCGCACAUACCACUUACCGUGGUAGACACUCUCUUUCGGGAAGCCGACACGAACCACGACAACAAAGUACGUGUCCAUGCGCAUGAGACAAGCUCUCAAUCGAAGAGGGCAUGCCUGAAGCGUGAGUUUUGCCGAGUUCGAGCAGUUGAUGCUGCUAUCCAUUCAACAUGAAGCAACAUCUACGCCGCAACAAGGGCGCGUCCCCACCGCGGCGACGUAUCCCCGCCGCUAGUAUGCGCAUCACGCUUGUGGAGCCGACGCGGCGCUGGUGCUUGAGGCGCCCGUGUCCUGGUUGUUCACGUGGUACGCCCGCAUGACGGUGGCAAAGUCCGACUACUCGAGGCAGCCACACAACGAUUAGAACUCGAGCACUCGCAGCAAGGGAAUUCGUCUGGCAGCCAUGCACUCGCGUGCCGGUCCAAGCGUGCAUGUGUCGCUAACGUUGUACAACGUUCGUACCGGUUUGAUUUCAUGUUCG